Corythoichthys intestinalis (scribbled pipefish) is the source of this 920-nucleotide messenger RNA. It is a transcript of the gene srsf9, whose product is annotated as serine and arginine rich splicing factor 9. The transcript has 5 exons. Gene Ontology annotation, cellular component: nucleus; cytoplasm. The record is from RefSeq and is a predicted model, not a curated record. Bases 150 to 878 code for a protein of 242 amino acids. Gene Ontology annotation, molecular function: mRNA binding. NCBI's taxonomy places the organism in Eukaryota, Metazoa, Chordata, Actinopteri, Syngnathiformes, Syngnathidae.
UCCGCCUUAAGACAUCUAGUUUUAUAUUUCAUGUCUAUGCUUGUGUUAGCUAAAACUGCAAACAAAGCAAAGCGAGGCCGAGCUGCUAACGUUAGCACCGAAGAAACUGAUUUGUUCACCCUAAACGCAGUGGAACUUCUUCCUUCACCAUGUCGGAGGGGCGGAUUUAUGUCGGGAAUCUUCCCAUGGACAUCCAGGAGAGGGAUAUCGAGGGUCUAUUCUACAAAUACGGAAAAAUCCGUGAGAUUGAAUUAAAAAACAACAGGGGCACUAUCCCAUUUGCCUUUAUCCGAUUUGAAGACCCACGGGAUGCGGACGACGCCGUCUAUGGAAGGAACGGAUACGUAUAUGGAGACACCAAACUGCGCGUAGAGUAUCCUCGAUCCUCUAGUAACUUUAGUCCGAUGAGAGGUGGCGGAGGUGGUGGUGAAAGAGGAGGACCCAGAGGAAGAUUUGGACCCCCGACACGGAGAUCAGAGUUCCGUGUAAUAGUUACCGGAUUACCACCAAGUGGCAGUUGGCAAGAUCUGAAGGAUCACAUGCGCGAGGCAGGUGACGUGUGUUUCGCCGACGUGCAGCGGGAUGGAGAGGGCGUGGUAGAAUUCCUCCGUCGAGAGGACAUGGAUUACGCGUUGCGCCGGCUGGAUCGCACGGAGUUCCGUUCGCACCAAGGUGAGACAGCUUACAUUCGUGUCUACGAGGAUAGAGGCACCCCCAACUGGAGUCGCUCGCGGUCCCGCUCCAGAUCCAGAGGUCGCUUUUCACCACCCUACCGAGGAUCACCGCCGCCACGCUACCAGUCCCCUCCACGCAUGUCACGCCAUAGUCCGCCACGGAGAGCAUCACACAACAGCCCGCCGCCCCGUCACUACCGCUAAAGGUUCAGGAUUCGUCGAGGAAACCAAGAAGGUUUUUUUUUU